AUGGGUUCUCAGGCAAGAAGGCAUUCUCAGCAAGUCAAAGCAAUAUACCCCCACUUCUAUGAUUUGGACGUGUUCAUGGGUGAUCAGCCUUCAGAAACCCCACUUGAUCAACUUGAGUCUUUGAGUGAUCUCAACACCAAGGCUUGUAUGGAUGCUCUUGGGCUCACCAGCUCACAGGCAAGUGUGGGUACCUCACAAGUUCACAAAGAGAUCAUGGACCUGGAGGACAACAACACAACCUCAGAUGUUGGAUAUACCAAUGAUUCUUUUGACUUAGCACCUCAAAUGAUCCACUCAGCACUGACACAACCAGUCAACCAAGCCAACCACCCCAGAAAAACUAAUAAUCCCAAGUGCUUCCAAGAGUCUUUGGUUGGAGGAGAAGAAGAGUCUUCCAACUCUUCAUCCAGCCCUUUUGGUUCCAAAAAGGCCUGUGCUCUGUGUCAUGGUACUUUCUUAAAAUCUUUAGGAUUCAAUGACAAGCCUGACACCAGUCCCAAUAAUCACAAACUUGGCUUGGUUACUGAGCAGCUAAUCAAAUUCCAAGACACCAACUCCAAACAACGCAAGCGCACGCUAGACUUGCAAAGCGAUGUGAUUAAGGGUCAAGUCUCCAUCAGGGAAACAAUUGCUGGUGCAAUGCUUGAGAUGACCAAUGUUCUCAAGGUCAUGACUAAUCCUCCAAAGGACAAAACAACUCAAGAAUUAGAUAUUUUAAGGCUUGACCUUGAGAAAUCUGACUAUGAGUAUUGCCUUGCAAACCAGAGGGCGGAAAUUUUGGACCUUGAGCUCAAACAAAAAGCCAAAUUGAUUGAGCAUUUUGAAAAAUCUGCAAAGUAA
Molecule: messenger RNA, 840 nt
Organism: Melampsora larici-populina 98AG31
Lineage: Eukaryota; Fungi; Basidiomycota; Pucciniomycetes; Pucciniales; Melampsoraceae
Exons: 3
Coding region: 1-840 (279 amino acids)
Source: RefSeq, a predicted model, not a curated record